UUGGACUUACUGGUUCUCAUCGCAGGUUCUGCCAACUUCGUGCGACUCGUUCUAAGCAACGUUUUGUUGCAUAAUAUAGUUAAUAAAUCGAACGUUGUUCUUGUGAAUCCGGGAAAAUGAUUAAAAACACCAACAUCCCGAGCUUUAUCAAGGCAGCCAGCCAGGUGGUGAGCAAUCAACUGAAAGUAGCGCCUGCAGUCGUCCUUCCCAAGAAGGAAAAAACCGACGUUAAGGGGGUUUUGCUAACCAGCUACAGCCUCAAUCAAUGCUUACCAGUCAACAAAAUGAGCGUGGUCGCUGGACCCGCAGUCAGCACCCAGGUGAGAUGCGCACACACUGAUAUCCACGUUCCGGACUGGAGCAACUACCGUCGUGAUGCUGUCAAAAGCCCCACUGCAAAGAGUGCAGAAUCUGAUGAGAGCCGCAAGAACUUCACCUACUUGCUGGCGGGUGCUGGUGCUGUUGGUGGUGCAUAUGCAGCCAAAGCAAUGGUUACUCAAUUCAUCACAAGCAUGAGUGCUACUGCUGAUGUAUUGGCUUUGGCAAAGAUUGAAAUCAAACUGGGAGAUAUUCCUGAGGGCAAGAGUGUUACCUUCAAAUGGAGAGGUAAACCAUUGUUCAUCAGGCAUCGCACUGGUUCCGAAAUCGCCGCUGAACAGGCUGUGCCAGUAGGCAGCUUGAGAGAUCCUCAACAUGACCAUGAGAGAGUCACCAAACCAGAGUGGUUGGUUGUUUUGGGUGUCUGCACUCACUUGGGCUGUGUGCCAAUUGCCAAUGCUGGUGAUUUUGGUGGAUACUACUGUCCUUGCCAUGGUUCCCAUUAUGACGCUUCUGGCCGCAUCCGCAAGGGACCCGCUCCACUUAAUCUGGAAGUUCCAGUGCAUGUAUUCCCAGAUGAGAGCACCCUGGUUGUUGGUUAAAUCAAUUUUAAUAGUGAAAUAAAUAAUGUAUGUACAGGUAAUUUUUAAAUUAUUCAUCAAACAACUGAAAGAAGUUACAAACGUGAGAACGAGUUAAGUCAUAUUUAGAACAACUGGAAAACAUACAAAUGUGCAUGUUAUAAUUUGAUCUGUACAUUUGAUUGUUUAAUUGACAUCAAGAUACCAUGUUGAAUAAUUUGCUUCAAUAAAUUUUUAGCAAAUUAAA
This is a messenger RNA of Dalotia coriaria, 1146 nucleotides long. RefSeq names its product cytochrome b-c1 complex subunit Rieske, mitochondrial-like. Gene Ontology annotation, molecular function: quinol-cytochrome-c reductase activity; 2 iron, 2 sulfur cluster binding. Gene Ontology annotation, biological process: mitochondrial electron transport, ubiquinol to cytochrome c. The transcript has 2 exons. The coding region runs from base 117 to 920 and encodes 267 amino acids. The record is from RefSeq and is a predicted model, not a curated record. NCBI's taxonomy places the organism in Eukaryota, Metazoa, Arthropoda, Insecta, Coleoptera, Staphylinidae. Gene Ontology annotation, cellular component: membrane.